GCACUCCAGAUCACCCCACUCUCCGCCGGCCCCUCCGCUCUCCCGCUCCCUCCGCACUUCCGGGCAUGCGCGCUGCCGCCCCCGCCUCUAACCAAUCAGGGAGCGCGCUGCACUACGGAAGGCGGGCCCAACGCCGUUCCUCGGCGACUCCAGUCUCCCCAUUUCCAUUAGUUUGUGCUGCUGUCACUCUCCGCUCCCUCCCUUCCCAUUGGCUGAGGUGCGGCGGGAGCGGGAGGUUCGCUCUGAGGCCCGGACGCCUGAGUCCCCUCCCCUUCCCCUUCCAACUGGUUCGUGCUGCUGUCACUCUCCGCUCCCUCCCUUCCCAUUGGCUGAGGCGCGGCGGGAGCGGGAGGUUCGCUCUGAGGCCCGAACUCCUGGGUCCCCAACCCCGGGGGCGGCUCCGGGACCCCCAAGAGGCCUCAGAUUCCCCCCCGGGAAACCGGCCCCGGGCUCCAUGGAGCGGCAGCGGGAGGUGAAGGCGCUGCUGAAGCGCUGGGAGGCGGAUUUUCUCCGGGAGCGGCAGAGGAAGCCCAGCCAGGCCGACAUCGAAGAGGCCCCGGAGGACACCAGACGGCUCUACAAGGAGUACAAGAUGCUCAAGAAGCAGCGAGAGGAGUCGGAUCCGCCCCGACCCGAACCCCCGGACACCCCGACAGCGGAGAAAGUACCGGAAAAUGUGCCGAACUCCGGUUGUUGGGGCGCACACCUGAACCGGCAGCCGAAAACCCCGGCGCCAAACCGCAGUGACCGCUCCGUGCCCAAAUCCUCGGUGCAAUAUUAUGGGAUGAAGCUCAAAUCCAACCUGGGAACUGCCGAGAAGGAGACACCUCUGACCCCCAGGAGGAUCCCCAGGCUGCCCAAAAACCUGGUGACAAGUGCCAAACGCCCGUCCCCGCCGCCAACGGAGGCUCCACAGAGUGAGGGCGAUCUCGUCCUUCCUCCCUCGGUGUCAGGCCUGGCCCCACUCAUCCUCACCGCAGGACUGAAGCCGAAGCCGCCGCCGACCCCGCCAAAUAAAUACCAGCGGCUGAAGAAGAAGGUGGCAGAGACAUUGGGCUCGGUGGACGCCGGCUGGUUGCGGCGGUGCCAGGGGACGCUCGGGGACAAAGAGACGGUGCCACGUGUCGCGCAGGACAGGGGAGAUUCCGGGAGGAAAAGGCCACGUGGAGAUGAAGAUGAUGAAGAUGAAGGUGACGCAGCGGCUCCCACGCCGCUCAAACGGUGCUGCGGCUCAACCGAGGGAGCGUUUGGCAACGCCGAUGUGCCAAAGCGGAACCGGGAGGGGGUGGAAGAGCACGUGAAAGCACCAAAAAUGAGCGAGAUAGUGCCGGAUCCUUCACAAAACCUCCUGGAAGAGGAAGAGGAGGAGGAGGAGAAGAACAAACCCACCCGCCGAACCAGCACUACCAGAGCUGCUCCCCGGAACCGCCAAAACUUCGUCCGCCUCAACCUGAAGAGGAAAACUUACGUCCGCGGUUUCGCCCUGCGGGGAAAUCGCCUCCGCAAGCAGAUGUGGAAGCAGAAAUGGCGGAAAAAAGCCAAGUGGUUCGGAGGAGGCGGCGGAUCCAGCGCCCGAAGCUCCGACGUUUGCUUCAAGUGCGGCGCCACAGGGCACUGGGCGUCUGAGUGCCGGGGCCUUGGAAAGGCGAAUUCCGCCCCGUUGCCGGAGGAUCGCGGUGGUGCCGAUGAUGAGGAGGAUGAGGAUGACCUUCCUCUCCCCACACUGGAAGAAGUGGCUCGCAGGACCAAUUCCAUUUGCCGCGAUCUCUCCGGGACCGGAGACAACGGGGAAAACUCGGAGAAUAUUCCGGAAGUGCCGAUGCCGCCGUACGAGCCGCCCGCUCCCCCUGCGCCCGUGGAGCCGCUUUACGCACUGGGGCCAGAGGGGAAAGUUCAAGAGACCCCCCGGGAGGUGUUUGAGGCUCUGAAGACGCUGGGUUACAGCUCCUUCCGCCCUGGCCAGGAGGUGGCUGUUAUGAGGAUACUCUCCGGUCUCUCCACGCUGGUGGUGUUAUCGACGGGGAUGGGGAAGUCGCUCUGCUACCAGCUCCCCGCGUAUCUCUACCACAAACGCUCCAAGUGCAUCACCCUGGUCGUGUCACCGCUCGUGUCCCUCAUGGAUGACCAGGUCUCGGGGCUGCCACCGUGUCUCAGCGCCGUCUGCAUCCACUCCAACAUGCCCAAAACGCAGCGGGACGCAGCGAUGGAGAAGGUGCGACGCGGCGAGGCGCAGGUGCUGCUGCUCUCCCCCGAAGCUCUGGUCGGCGGCGGCGCGGCGGGAUGCGGUUACCUGCCCGGCGCCGAUCGGCUGCCGCCCGUCGCCUUCGCCUGCGUGGACGAAGCUCAUUGCGUCUCCGAGUGGUCGCACAAUUUCCGUCCCUGUUACCUGCGGCUCUGCAAGGUUCUCCGGGAUCGCUUGGGCGUCCGCUGCUUUUUGGGGCUGACGGCGACGGCCACGUUGGCCACAGCGCGGGACGUGGCUCAGCACCUCGGCGUCCCGCCAGAGGAGGGGGUGACGGUGCGCUCAGCCGCCGUGCCGCCGAAUCUGCGCCUCUCCGUGUCCCUGGACACCGACCGGGAUCAGGCCCUGCUGUCGCUGCUGCGGGGGGAGCGUUUCGGGCGCCUGGAUUCCAUCAUCGUGUACUGCACACGGCGGGAGGAGACGACACGCGUGGCCGCGCUGAUCCGCACCUGCCUGCAGGGAACCACGCCGGCGGGACGCGCCGAGCCCGGCCAGGAUGCGGCCCCAAGGAGCAAAGCCAAGGCAAAAACGAGCGCCCGCCCGCAGCCACCGUGCCUCGCCGACGCUUACCACGCCGGUUUAACCCCCGCCGAGCGCCGGCGCGUCCAGAAGAGCUUCAUGAGCGGCCGGCUGCGCAUGGUGGUGGCCACGGUGGCGUUCGGCAUGGGCCUGGACAAGCCCGACGUCCGCGGCGUCAUCCACUACAACAUGCCCAAGAAUUUCGAGAGCUACGUGCAGGAAAUCGGCCGCGCCGGGCGCGACGGCGAACCGGCUCAUUGCCACCUCUUCUUAGACCCGGAGGGCGGGGAUCUCCACGAGCUGCGGCGUCACAUUCACGGCGACGCGGUGGAUUUUUAUGCCAUCCAGAAGCUGGUGCAGAAGGUUUUCGCUCCCUGCAAGUGCCUGGAGCUGCACCGGAAACACCGCGAUGCUGUCAGGGACGGGGAGUUGGAGGACGCCGAAAUUGCCGAGUUUUUGGAGGAAGAGGAGGAUGGCGCCGCUGCGAAGCCGAGCGAGCGGCGAGUGUGUUAUAAACACGAGCGAGCCAUCCCCAUCCAAGAAACCGUGGAGGCCCUGGAUCUGCGGGAGGAAGGGAUCGAGACCCUCCUGUGCUACCUGGAGCUGCACCCGUGCCGCUGGCUGGAGCUGCUGCCACCCACCUACUCCUCCUGUCACCUGCGCUGCUACGGGGGACACCGGCAGCUCCGGGCUGCGGCGCGGUGCUCGCCGCCCGUGGCCGUGGCGCUGGCGCGGGAGCGUCUCGCCGGGAAGGACCGCGGUGCCGCCGACGCGUUGGAAUUCGACGUGGUGGCGCUGAGCGACUCCAUGGGCUGGGAGCCGGCGCUGGUGAAACGCGCCCUGCGGCAGCUGCAGUGGGAUCCGUGGCUGCGCCGAGGCGACCGCGGCGUGGGGAAAAACGGGAUCCUGGUGGAAUUCGGCAACUUGUCCUUUCACCUCCGCGCCUACGGCGAUCUCGCCGCCCACGAGCUCGAUUCCAUCUGCGAUUUCCUCCACCGCAGGGUGGUCGGCCGGGAAAAAGCGGCUCUCGCCCAACUCCGCGCUUGUUUCCGCGCCUUCCGGAGCGUGGCUUUCCAGAGCUGCGGCCCUCACGGCGAGGAGGAGGAGGAGGAGAGGAGCUCGCGGCUGAAGGCUUUGUUGAGCCGCUAUUUCGAGACGGAGCCAGCGGCGCACGGCGAGGAGGAGGAAGAGGAGGAGGAAGCUCUUGAUGCCGCUCAACGGCAGGACUGGGAGAACCAAAUCCGCGCCGACGUCCGCCACUUCCUCGCAAUCCGCCACGACGAGAUGUUUACCGGCCGAGCCAUCGCCAGGAUCUUCCACGGCAUCGGCAGCCCGUGUUUCCCCGCCGACAUCUACGGCCGCGAUCGCCGCUUUUGGAGGAAACAUCUCGCUUUUGACUUCCACCGCCUCAUCCGCUUGGCCACCGAGGAGAUCCUGGCCAGCAGGUGACACCUGGGGCCACCACCUGCACCUACGGGGCCACACGGGGAUGUCACCCCACUGGGGACACCAUUUUUGGGGGGUUUUUAUAAAAGAAUUAAUAAAAAACGCCAAUUUUUUACCCAA
Molecule: messenger RNA, 4327 nt
Organism: Columba livia (rock pigeon)
Lineage: Eukaryota; Metazoa; Chordata; Aves; Columbiformes; Columbidae
Gene: RECQL4
Product: RecQ like helicase 4
Exons: 24
Coding region: 455-4210 (1251 amino acids)
Biological process (GO): DNA replication; telomere maintenance; double-strand break repair via homologous recombination
Cellular component (GO): chromosome; nucleus; cytoplasm
Molecular function (GO): 3'-5' DNA helicase activity; nucleic acid binding; four-way junction helicase activity
Source: RefSeq, a predicted model, not a curated record